AUGGAACCGCUAUCUAGGCAACCUACGAAUAACACUUCGCUUGCGACGAGGUCGUUUGAGGACGACCCCGCUGUAGGUGGGUGUAGACCACGACUGAGUAUACCUGGUAGAGUUGCCGGGAGAGAUAGAAGUCCAGGACUUCAGUGGCAUAGGGAUUAUAAUGCAGAGACCAAACUGAAAUCGAGGGUUUUGAUGAUCGAUUAUGUUCGUAGAGGAGUCGGGGGAUCACACGAAGGGCGCCGAAGAGUUGUAGCUCUAGAGAUCCAUGACCUAGCUACUUUGAAAUCGGUUUAUGAAGACGGGAGGGAUACGAAUUCUACCCUGAGAGUUUUUCAUGUCCAGAAUUGCACUUGGGCGAGGAGAUUCCUGAUUCACAAAUUUCGCAUAAAGGAUAAUGACGAUAUUGUCGGUCUCCGGGAGUUCGGCGACUGGCUGCUGCAAAAGAGGCCGCAGAGGAGGGCUGGAAAACCACUGCUUGUUGGAAAGAGUUGGAAGACAACUGCCGACCCUUGGAGAGGUGUGACGAAAUGUUCUUUUGGAAUGGAUUAUAUGAAGCACUACGCGUGUGGUGAUACUGAGGUUGAGAGUAAGGAAACGUGUGUGGUUGGAUUAAUGGGUUACGACGAGAAUGAUAAUCCGGUCCACCGGUAUAAUGUUUAUUCUCAACGACUCUCAGUGUAUGUUCAAUAUGCUGCGCCAGGUCUUCAGACUCCUGGGCCGGACGUUGUAUCACCAUACCAAUGCCUGGAGCAUGGCAGGCCUGUGCAAGAGCUAUAUGAUAAUGGGAGCACGAUUAUUGUAUUCGAUAGCUCGGAGACUGGCUCUAUUUACGAUUCGUUGAUUUCUGCGAGAGGUGAAUGGGAGAGUCGAUGGAGGAGGUUGCCAUUUUAUCUCGCCAAUGACUACCCGGACGAGGAUGAGAAGAUGACGUUGGAGUGUAUGAAGGUCAUUACUCAAGAUAUAUUCAAAGCAAUAGCGAAUUGCUGGGACCAACUUUUAGAUGCUAGUUGGGAGCACGUUAGUAUCCUUGAAGAGAAAAUUUAUGAACAGCCAGCAGACGAAAGUCGAGCACCGGAAUUAUGGUCCAAUUCAGCGCACUGGCUUAAGUAUGAGAAGCUUAUGUUCUACCACAUAGACGUAGUAAACGAGAUGCGAAAGUAUCUUGUAGAAAUCGAUGGAGAUUUAUCGGACGAAGGACUCUGGCUCAGGGAGUCCCCUGAAGAUUUCGACCGACUCAGCAGCCUAAUUGAGGAAGAUCUGGUCAAAAGAACGAAUAAUCUCUCGGAACUCAUGUAUAAGUCGGUCGGGAUUAGGGAUUCACGACAAAGCUUGCAGCUGGGAACGAGCAUGUGGAGAUUGUCUUGGAUUACGUUUAUUUUCCUGCCAUUGACAUUCAUUGUUGGGUUCUUUGGUAUGAGCGUUGAUACGUUUGCGGACAACCCCUCAAUAAAGUGGUACUUUAUUGUUACCGUGCCAUUUAUGGCGGCAGUCCUUGUAUCCUGGUAUUUGCUUAAGCAUUGGCUAACCCGCCAUCGCCAAUCGCCACACGAACGCGGUGUCUACGAAGCCCUAUAUGCGGAUCUCCACAGCCGCCGACCAGAGCUUUGGUCCCGCGCAGGCCCUCGCAACUACAUCCAGCCCAAGGGCCGCGCAUCUAAGAUAAAAUGGUGGUUGAUGCUUCACUGGAUGUCACCCAAACGACUACUUCCGCCUAGACCACCAGCGGGGCAGAUAUUAGACGACGAACCCGUCGGAGCAUAUAAUCGCUUGAAGCGGUAUUUGGUCAGAAAGUGGACGCCUGAGAUUGAAGUGGUCUGUGGACCAGCUCCUGACCCAGAGGCGGGACUCGCGCUUGUGGGUACCGGGGUCGUUGGAUCUGGGGGGGCGGCGGGUCUGGGCUUGGAAGGGGAGAAUGGAAUGGCUAGACCUGCACUUGGACUGCAUCACUCUGAGGAGGAGGAUGUGGUGUUGGCCGUCGGAGUAGAGGGUGGGAGGAAUAGUGGUGUACUCGUGGAAGAGCAAAUUGAGGGGAGUCCGGAGAAGGAUGGAAUGGGACUUCGGUUGAAGGUUCCUGAGAGUGGGGGGGGUAGAUGA
Messenger RNA from Tuber melanosporum (Perigord truffle), 2094 nucleotides. RefSeq lists its product as uncharacterized. Gene Ontology annotation, molecular function: metal ion transmembrane transporter activity. NCBI's taxonomy places the organism in Eukaryota, Fungi, Ascomycota, Pezizomycetes, Pezizales, Tuberaceae. The transcript has 9 exons. Bases 1 to 2094 code for a protein of 697 amino acids. Gene Ontology annotation, biological process: metal ion transport; transmembrane transport. The record is from RefSeq and is a predicted model, not a curated record. Gene Ontology annotation, cellular component: membrane.